AUGGCUCAGUUUUAUUUGAUAUUUUUGCUGAUUUUCAUGGCUAGCCAAAGCGAGUCAGCAAAGGCACGCCUACAAAUGAUGUGGAGAAGUUUCGACUGCUACCCAAAUGCGGAGUACAUUUCCCAUCAUAAGUGUACUAUUCUGGAGCCAGGGAAAUCUCUGAUCACCGCCGAACUGAACUACAUUAAGGACAUUAUGAAAUUCAAUGCCACCUUUAAGCUGUUCAUGCCUCGAAGGCCUUCUCGACCAUUUCAGAAAGUUAUUGAUGUGAACGUGGAUAUAUGCCAGUUUGUCAAGGGAAUUCAUGGCCAUCGCUUCAUGACCAUUGUGGUAAAAGCUUUUGGCAAGCAAGGAUCUCAGCUGAAGUGUCCUCAUCCCAAGGGUCUUUACAUAUACCCCAACAUAAACAUUGCUGAAAAUUUACCUGCUUUCUUGCCGGAGACCGAUUUUAAAAUCGAGAUGAAUUUCCUAACUCCCGAAGCGCACGUCUUUAAUACUAGCCUCACCGGAUUCUUGUUCGAUCCGAUUAAAAAGAAGGCAAAGACUUUUUAA
Messenger RNA from Drosophila eugracilis, 552 nucleotides. RefSeq lists its product as uncharacterized. The transcript is spliced from 3 exons. Bases 1 to 552 code for a protein of 183 amino acids. The record is from RefSeq and is a predicted model, not a curated record. NCBI's taxonomy places the organism in Eukaryota, Metazoa, Arthropoda, Insecta, Diptera, Drosophilidae.